AUGGGAGAGUCACCCGCAGGGCGCCAUGUUGCAACAGGUAGCUACUCGAAGCAGAGAUGGAAGCAAGUGCAGCACAUGGCUGAGCAGUUCUGGGCACGUUGGAAACGCGAAUACCUGUCGGGGUUACAACAGCGACAGAAGUGGUUCAAGGAACGACGAAACGUCAGGGUGGGAGACAUAGUCCUUAUGGUCAAUGAAAGUGUAGCACGCUGCCAUUGGCCACUGGCUCGAGUAGUACAGACUAAAGCAGGGAAAGAUGGACUGAGCCGUUCUUCGUCUCAAGCCUCCUCCUCCUCCUCCUCCUCCUCCUCCUCCUCCUCCUCCUCCUCCUCCUCUCCUCCUCCUCCUCCUCCUCCUCCUCCUCCUCCUCCUCUUGAGAACAAGGGUCACUCGAACAUUUUGGAUUGA
This is a messenger RNA of Macrobrachium nipponense, 408 nucleotides long. RefSeq lists its product as uncharacterized. The record is from RefSeq and is a predicted model, not a curated record. The transcript is spliced from 2 exons. The coding region runs from base 1 to 408 and encodes 135 amino acids. NCBI's taxonomy places the organism in Eukaryota, Metazoa, Arthropoda, Malacostraca, Decapoda, Palaemonidae.